GAUCAUUAUGGUAAAAGGGCUUAUUGUCUGGUACUUGAGCCAACACUGUUUGGAACAUGUCUUCUUGUUGCGAUCAUACCUUGCUUGCAAAUUCCGUUGUCCAUGUUUGCGAAGACUCAAGUCAGUACAACACUUGCUCCAUAGCUUGGAGUUAAACACGACGAGUACAUCAACAGUCUGCUGGCUUUGGAGUUGUUACGCCAUCUCAUCUGGCCUACGACCAACGGCGCUGGCAUACAAAAACCCUGCCUUUGCGGCAUCACUUCAAGCAGCUUGGCACGGGAGCUCGCUUUGUCUUGCAUUCUCAAGGAUUCACGGGCCAUCAGUGCAAUUCUGUACCAGGCGACAUGAUGUUACGAAAAAUUCAAAGACCUGACACAAUCUCUAAUCUCUAUCGAAUGCCUGUCGUUUUUCUUCUUCACUUCCACUUUACUGAUUUGUGAGCGUCAGUCGACAGGUCAGGUCAGUCUUCGGGAACCAAUGCAGCGCCCUUCGUCGUCCGUCGCGCCUGCCUCAAUGGGACCUCCCACAUCUAAGUUUUCGACCGUGAGAAAUGACAAGUUCCCCUCAAUCCGUGGCCAAACUCCAUCUGAACGAUCUUCAACGAGUUCACGGAGCGGGCGAAAUACAUGCUUUGUCUGCAACGCCGCCUCGGCUUAUGAUUCUACAAAACUCAUCAACUGUUACGUGUGCAAGCGGAAGUUUCACAGAGGUUGUCACAAGCCCCCAGUAGCUCAAGAUAGUCCACCCGACUGGACGUGUUAUUACUGUGCUCCACCCAAAACCAUGCCACCAGCCGCGAAGAAGCGUAAGCUCAACCGCCCUGUCUUUGCUCCAAUCACCGAUAACAGGAGUCGCCUGAGCUUAGAUGACAAGGAGAUACCAGAGUCACCCCAGGAACAACCUGACACUACGAACGGUACUCCUCCAAAGCCAAUCACUUUUGCGCAGCCGCCACGAUUCGCGCCCUUCACUACAGAAGCUGAAACGCGAAGAUCUGUCGAAACUCUCGGAUCAGCUCGUCAAGUCCAACCUUCUCGAUUCGCGCCAUCCGAUACGAAGCCUACGGGUCAGAGUGUCGUCAACUCUGAACAAGCACCACAGAUGCUAACGCCGAAAGCCGCCACAUCGAUCAACCAGGCUGGAAAGCUGCAAUACCAUGACCUAAUUGGCAUGGCAUUGAAUGAAGCGACCAACUCUUGCCUGAGCAGGGAAGGAGUCCAGAGGUGGGUCGUUGACAAUGUACCUGGCUUCGACUCUCAAGAUGUGAGCUGGCAAAGAGGGGUAUGGGUCACACUGCAAACUUCCGAUGACUUUGUCUAUCUCAGCGAUAGGGCGAAGACUGGGCUGUGGACCUUUAGUGAUGGGUCCAGCAACAAAUAUCAAAAGUGGCAGAGACCGGUCAACAAAACGUCCAGAGUUGACUCCUCUCCACAAGCUGUGCCGAAAAUCCAGGAGCAAGUCAAGCAAGGGGCCAACGCCCUGGGAAGAAAUGCAGGAGCCCUUGCUCCUGACCACGAGCUUGACGACAUCAGAUCCCUAGCAACGCAAUCUGGCAAGGCCACAUCUAAUAAAGAACCUCGAGCUGGAAGCAAUACCAACUCAGCUUUGCCUUCGACAAUAGACGAGACUGUGGAAAUGAUCGAUCUCACCAUGGACGAUGAUGAGCCUGUACCUCCGCCUACGAGAUUCCACGAGCCUGAGAGAUCAUUGACUGGGCGCACCAGUACCAGCCCUCUACAGGCACUCGAAAACAUCUCCAAGACUAGCCCAAAAGACAGGCAGCUGUUGAAGCGGUCAAACCUUGUUGCAUUCGGCGAGCCUGUCUGGGGUUCGGAAAACCCUGUCAUAUUGGAGCCGAACUCUUCAACACCGUUUGUAGACGGUAUCAUGAAAAACACAUCUGAAGAGAUGAAAGACAAUAUACGCCGCGGUGAGAAGUGGGAAGCUGCUAGGGAGAAAAUGGGAGCCCGCAUGAAUUCUCCCAUAAGGGCAAAAAUUGAUUUGUUCCGGAAAUCAAGAACGAAAUCUCCUAUGCAUUUGCAAGAGCCAAAUGCACUUGUCUCUAAGCCUCUGACAUUGCCCAGCGAUCAAACUACAGAUUCCAAUUCGGAUCCGCUACAAGCUUCUCCUGGAUCACCGCUGCAUGGCUCGGAUACUGGAGUGCAGACAGAAACAUUGCUGUACUAUGGUACACGCUCAACAGACGUCGCCCAAGAGACAGCCACAGCCGACGGUGUCUCUGCAGAACUAGAUCUGGAAACAGCCGACGGGAUGGUACAGAUGGAUGUUGAUCUUCCGGAAGAUUUGCAUGAACCAGAACUGAUCGAGCCAGAGAUGCUUGUACCCAGUUCGAAGUCUUUGAUGCCCACCCAAAUUCAGAGCGAUGGUAUCACACAGGGUGGAGUCAAGCAAAAGUCGCUCCCUCAAGAGCCCUUGUCUCAUGAACUGCUCUCAGAAGAGCCAGCUUCACAAGAGCCAGUGGUAGAGAAGCCGCCUCGAAGGGCGUAUGCAGAUUCAGCUGCCCAGACCAGUCUGCCAGUAAGAUUUGCCCUUGCAUUGGGGAAGAUCUCGCAAAUCGGCCUCGAGCCACGAGUACCAGCAGUGACUCCUGAUACUGCACGAACAACAGCAGAUUCCACCACCCAGACCGAGAACCGACCAGAGCUGCAGAUAGCACAUCCAGUCUUGUCGCGAGCACCAACAAUCCAGCUCCCCACACCCCAAGCCGAGCCAAUCGAACCAAUCGAAUCACGACCUCUGCAAGAAAACGGACACGACGCCGAAGCCGACUUUGAAAAAGACAGCCUCUCCCUCCUCGAAGAAAUGCUCUACCCAACCAACCCCACCACUCCAUCCUGGCCCUCCCACCUCCAAAACCCUUCCAACCUCUCCCCCACCCUUUCCGUCCCUCUCUCCAUCAUCCGAGCCCGACCCACACGCAAGCAAAUCUUCGGUAAAAACGAAUUGUCCCGUAUCAACCCCAACGCCUGUUUGAACAGACUCAAUGCGAUAAAACUGGGUGCGCAAAAUAUUGGCAACAUUGUGCGCGGAAAAGGAUACACAGAGGAAGAGAGAAGGAGGGAAUUUGAAGAGAAUCAAAAGGAGGGGUGCUAUGAUACGUUGGAAGAGUUAUUUGACAUGCCUCAGCAGGUCGUGCCGUUUAUUCAUGAGCAGCAGUUGGCGUUUAGGGAGUAUGCUCCGAACGCGCUUGGGAAAAUCGGUAGACCGAGGGUUGUCUACAAGAUUGGGCCUAAUGCGAAGUGAGGAACUGGCAUUACGGGGUAUCAAAUAUGAGGGUUGCCUUUGCUAUGCUCACAUGGAGCAUAAUCUUGGGCGGGAGACAGUGCUUACGAACCUUCAAGAACGGUUUCAGAGGCAUAACUGAAAAUGACGGAAGGGCAAGAAUUUUCAUAAUGCAUGUAGUAAAUCAUAAUCUUCUACCUCAACCAUCUCUUCGUCCGCCGCG
Messenger RNA from Aureobasidium pullulans EXF-150, 3469 nucleotides. RefSeq lists its product as uncharacterized. The record is from RefSeq and is a predicted model, not a curated record. The transcript has 2 exons. The coding region runs from base 481 to 3267 and encodes 928 amino acids. Lineage: Eukaryota; Fungi; Ascomycota; Dothideomycetes; Dothideales; Saccotheciaceae. Gene Ontology annotation, biological process: regulation of DNA-templated transcription. Gene Ontology annotation, molecular function: sequence-specific DNA binding; DNA-binding transcription factor activity.